Phaedon cochleariae (mustard beetle) is the source of this 2211-nucleotide messenger RNA. The record is from the annotation of a GenBank genome assembly. Lineage: Eukaryota; Metazoa; Arthropoda; Insecta; Coleoptera; Chrysomelidae.
UUUAUAUUUUGACUUUUAUUUUUUUUUCAUGUUCAUAUUCUUUGUUUAAUCAAAUUAAUUAUCAAUUUGUAUUUGUAUUGAUGCAAGUCCAUAUCAGAUAAGAUUGUUAGAAAAGUGGAGAAGUUUGCUCAGUGAUAUCAUGUUAUAAAUAAUUAUAAGUGUUCAAGCAGUGAUAUUAAAAAUCCGCCCCCUAGAACAUUGGGCCCAAAUUCAGAAUUUUGCUGGAUAAAAUACUGCAACAUGUCUCUUCCUCAGCCACUGGUGAAAUUAUUCAAGCACAUCGAUGACAACAAGAAGGCCUACAUCGAGCACCUUCGCGAUGCCGUCGCCAUCCAGUCCGUCUCUGCUUGGGCCCACAAGCGCGGUGAAGUGCGCCGAAUGAUGGAAUGGGCGGCCGAAGAACUGAAGAAGCUCGGCGCAGAGACGCAGCUGCGCGACCUCGGUGCGCAGACGCUGCCCGACGGGCAGUCGAUCCCGUUGCCGCCCGUGCUGUUGGGCAGUUUGGGGCGGGACCCUAAGAAGAGGACGGUGUUGGUGUACGGCCACUUGGAUGUUCAGCCCGCCCACAAGGAUGACGGGUGGAAUACGGAGCCGUUCGAGUUGACGGAGAAAGACGGCAAACUGUUCGGUCGAGGCUCCUCAGACGACAAAGGCCCCGUCCUCUGUUGGCUGCACGCCAUCGCCGGCUUCCAAGCGACCGGCGAGCCGGUGCCGGUCAACGUCCGGUUCGUGUUCGAGGGCAUGGAGGAGAGCGGCAGCGUUGGUCUCGACGCUCUGCUGGAGAGCGAAAGAGAAGGGUUCUUGUCCGACGUCGAUUACGUGUGCAUAUCGGACAACUAUUGGCUGGGCACGACGAGGCCGUGUCUGACCUAUGGGCUGCGAGGCGUUUGCUAUUUCUUCGUCGAGGUGGAGGGUGCCGCCAAGGAUUUGCAUAGCGGCGUUUAUGGUGGUACAGUACACGAAGCGAUGACCGACCUCGUGUACGUGCUGGAUAACCUGGUCGAUAAGGAGGGCAAAAUCCUCGUUACGGACCUGUACAAGGACGUGGCGCCCCUCAUGGAUGGCGAGAACAGCAUCUACGAGAAGAUCGAAUUCGACGUGGCCGAGUACCGCAAAGACGUCGGCACCGACAGGCUGAUGCACAAGGAGGUGAAGGAACAACUGCUGAUGCACCGUUGGAGGUACCCCUCUCUGUCGAUCCACGGCAUUGAAGGAGCUUUCAGCGAAGCCGGACAGAAAACUGUGAUACCCGGAAAGGUAACAGGCAAGUUUUCUAUCAGAAUCGUACCCAACCAGACUCCCGAUAAGAUUGAAAAGUACGUCGUCGAUUACGUGCAGAAGUUGUGGAAGAGUAGGGGCAGUCCGAAUAAAAUGAAGGUUUUCAUGGCCGACGGCGGCCAUCCGUGGACGGAGGACCCCUCGCACCCCCACUACGCCGCCGCCGCCGCCGCCACCCGGCACGUGUACGAGGUGGAGCCGGACCUGACGCGCGAGGGCGGCUCCAUCCCCGUCACGCUGUCGCUGCAGGCCGUCACCGGCAAGAACGUGCUGCUGCUGCCGGUGGGGGCGGGCGACGAUGGGGCGCAUUCGCAGAACGAGAAGGUCGACGUCAGGAACUACGUGGAGGGGACGAAGCUUCUUGGUGCGUACUUGUAUGAAGUAUCGCAACUUUCAUCUUAGCUUCGAAAUUUUAUUGGAUACAAACCCUCAUUUGACAAUCAAAUUAUACCAAAAAGGACACAAAAUGUCAAAAGUUGAUCAUAAAAUUUCGACGAGGGACGAAGAGGGAAGAAAAACAUAAUAAUUAAAUUGUUUCUAUGGUUUAUAAUUUAUAAGGGCAUUCCGGAUACAAGAUUGAUAUUUUGCAUGUGAUAAAUAUACAUAGGGAAAAUAAGUUUCGUUGAUAUACCGGGUGUCCCUUUAAAGUCGUCUAGCGGCGGUAUCUAAGAAAAUAUUUUCAUAUGGAAGCAAGUUACAAGAAUAAUAUUUUCGCGCCGUUGGACUACUUCAGUAUAAAAUACAAUCAUAUUAUUAUUAUAAUAUAAAAUGCCUAAUUAUAUUUUGUAACUAUCUAUUUUUUUCUUUUGAAUGAAUUUUUUCCUUUUUUGCGAUCCCCCACGGCUUUUCUUUUCCUGUGCCCCCCUCCUACGGCUCUGUCGAAGCCUCUCAACCAUUUGUUUCUAUCGUCUUCCCAAGCCAGUUGUUUAACAU